ACCCCGCAGAACUCCCAAGGACUGAUCGCAGGUCGCCAAGGUUUUUCUACUGCCUCCCGGCAGCUGCUCAGUGUACGCAGCCAUGGUGACGUCGCCGGUGGUGAACACCUAUCCACUUUCCAGCUACACCUUCGGUACUAAAGAGCCGAAGCUCGAGAAGGACACCUCCGUCGCCGAUCGUCUUGCUCGCAUGAAAGUCAACUAUAUGAAGGAGGGCAUGAGGACGAGUGUUGAAGCAAUUCUUCUGGUGCAAGAACAUAAGCAUCCCCAUAUUCUACUUCUGCAAAUUGGAAAUACCUUUUGCAAGCUCCCUGGUGGCCGGUUGAAGCCAGGAGAAAAUGAAAUUGAAGGUUUAAAGAGGAAACUGACGAGCAAACUGGGUGCAAAUUCACCAGCCCUCCAGCCUGAUUGGCAGAUUGGGGAAUGUGUGGCUAUUUGGUGGAGACCAAACUUUGAAACUGUUAUGUAUCCUUAUUGCCCCCCUCAUAUAACGAAACCAAAGGAAUGCAAAAAGCUUUUCAUUGUUCACUUGUCUGAGAGAGAGUACUUCGCAGUUCCUAAAAAUUUGAAGCUGCUUGCAGUUCCUUUGUUUGAACUCUAUGACAAUGUUCAGAGAUACGGACCUGUUAUAUCGACGAUCCCGCAGCAGCUUUCCAGGUUUCAGUUCAACAUGAUCACCACAUGAGCUUGCAAGACAAGAACUUAAAAUUUGUGGCAUGAACAGACUCCAAAUUUGCAGCUGUGAGAUAUUCCUGUUAGCUUAGUUAGAACUUAAGGGGACAUCAUGAAACCUUUCUUGAGUUAGGAUAGCAUACUUAUUAUAGACUUUUUGUUCUCGACGUUUUCGUCGAAGUGUUUAUGAGCCAGAACCCGAAAAAAUUUAUAUUACUUCUAACAAUAGCAGAAAAAUGAAAACCGACUGACGGUUUGUGUAACGAUUUAACUUGAUGAAAAUCUUAGAUGGGUGUAAUGUAUGUUGAAUCAAUUGUAACAGUGGUUAAAUUGUGGAAACAAAGAA
Molecule: messenger RNA, 1018 nt
Organism: Cucurbita maxima (winter squash)
Lineage: Eukaryota; Viridiplantae; Streptophyta; Magnoliopsida; Cucurbitales; Cucurbitaceae
Product: pre-mRNA cleavage factor Im 25 kDa subunit 2-like
Exons: 7
Coding region: 83-685 (200 amino acids)
Cellular component (GO): mRNA cleavage factor complex
Molecular function (GO): mRNA binding
Source: RefSeq, a predicted model, not a curated record